Molecule: messenger RNA, 818 nt
Organism: Porites lobata
Lineage: Eukaryota; Metazoa; Cnidaria; Anthozoa; Scleractinia; Poritidae
Source: the annotation of a GenBank genome assembly
UUUGAAGAUCACUGGGAUAAAUUAGAGAUCAAACUUAACGAGUGGGUUAAAUCAUCACUCCCGGGCCUCGUUACGAGCAUUAUGCAAUCUCAUGUCACUAAAAUCGUCGACGACUAUAUCUCAUCGACUGAGUUUCAAGAUCUCUGGCUGAUAGUAUCAACUUCGAUGCCGCCGGUUUGGAAACUCAACUUGGCUCAUCGGCAAAAAAGUUAAACGAACUAAUUAAUUCAAAUCAAGCAAAGAUAGCCAAACUGGAUGAAGAGUUAACCAAACUUAAGAAUAAUCUAGCGCUGAAAGACAGAGCCAUAGUAGGUCUUGAAGAUGACAAUUAUAGACUAUCACAAGAAGUAGACGACUUGGAGCAAUACACAAGAAGAACCAAUGUUCGCAUCUAUGGCGUUGCUGAACAGCCAGAAGAGAACACUGAUAAUCUUGCAGUCGACUUCUUCAAAUCUGAACUCAACGUGGAUGUUGCUUCAAAUGACAUAAGUAGAUCUCAUCGUGUAGGCAAGAAAUCUGGCGCCAAACCAAGACUUAUCAUUGUGCGGCUUACUAAGCAUAAUACCAAAGUUGCGGUCAUGUCUCGCCGACGUGUGCUCAAGGAACAUAAACGUCCAUUCAACCUUCAAGAGGAUUUAACCAUCAAUCGCCGCGAAAUUCUCAAAUACUUAAACAAGGAUAUUGAAGAAGGCAUUGUCAGCAAAGUCUGGACUGUGGAUGGCGUAAUAUGUUUUCGGCCCUCUGGUGACAGCUCAGUCAUCGAACGCUGUACUUCUUUAGAGGAUUGUCAGGAGAUCAUAGCUAAGUAUUGCGAAUAG